AUGACUGUCGCGCAACUGACUGCCGACGUGGAGCGCUUCCGGGCAGCGCUGUCGCGGGCUGAGGUGCGCAACCGGGAGCUGGAGGCGCAACUUGCCGAAGUGCAAAGCCAGCUGGCGGCGUCGCGCACCGACAGCAGACUCGACACGGAGGGCCUGACAAAGGCGGUUGCGGCGGCGCAGGCGCGCCAGGUUGCGGCGGAAGAGCGGGCGGCGACGCUCGAGGACGAGCUGCGGACCGCGACGCAGGCCGGGCAGAUCGCACCGGCACAGGAGGUUCAGCUGAGCGAGCUCGGUGCGCGCGUGCAGCAGUUGGAGUCGGCGCUGCAGCAGCACGCGGCCGCGCUUCGGGCGUCGGAGGCACGGGAGCGGCUGACGGCGGACACGCUACAGCAAGCGCUGGCAGGCAAGGAGGAGCAGCUGGCAGGCGUCAGCAAGGAGGCGGAGUCGCUUUUAGAGGCUUUGAGGGUGACGGUUGAUGACGCCGAGAAGGAGCGGGAGGUAAUCCGGAAACUCGGCAAAGUGGAGGGGCGGCUACACGAAGAGCGGAAGAAGAGCGCGCGGGCGCGGGAUGCGAGCGCGGCCCGCGUCGCGGAGCUACUCACGAAGGUUGCGGCGGUAGAAGACGAGAAUGCAGAGGUGAAGCGGGAGCUGGAGGGGAGGAUUGGGGAGCGUGAGACCGCGGCCGCGGAGGCGCGCGCGCGGAUCGCGCUGCUCGAGGACGAGAGCGCGCGCUGGAGGCGGGGGAUAGCAGAGAAGACGGCAACGGGCAAGCGGGCAGCUGCAGAGGCGGGGGCGGAGAUCGCGGCGCUCAAGCAGACGAAUGGACGGCUGACGCGCGAGCUGAAAGAAGCUCAGGGUGUGGUGCCGGAGGCGUUGUUGCAAAUUGAGAAGCUGGAGGGUCAGCUGGCGGCGCGGGGGGUGGAGGUGGAGAAGAGUAGCGGCAGCGAGGAGAAGGCGGCCGCGGAGGCGAGCGAGACGAUUGCGACACUGAAGGCGGAACUCGCGGGGCGGGCGGCAGAAGCGGAGAGGCUGAGCGAGGAGCGGACGGCGUGGGUUGAGGAGCUGGAGGGGAGGAAGAGUGCAAUGAAUGCGCAUGAAAGCGCGGGAGUUGCUUGGGAGAAGGAGACGGCCGACAAGGAGAAGGAGAUUUGUGCCCUCACUGU
Klebsormidium nitens is the source of this 1163-nucleotide messenger RNA. The record is from the annotation of a GenBank genome assembly. Lineage: Eukaryota; Viridiplantae; Streptophyta; Klebsormidiophyceae; Klebsormidiales; Klebsormidiaceae.